ACAACAAUAACAUAAAUCUAGAAUAGAUUGAAGAGAGAUAUGAGUGUUAGGACUUACAAUCCUUCAGUUCGUGUAGGAAACUGGAACGAGGACUUGUGCCUCGAAGAAGAUUUAUUGAAGGAUUUUCUUGACAAGAAGGAAAAAGGUGAAUUACAUAUACAGAAAGCACACAAUCUCCUUCAGACUGUCCUUAAAAAGGUUGAGUUGUCUCCUCUCUCAAGCGAUGGCUACCUCAGGAUUGGUGAUAAAGUUAAUUUGAAGCACAUACCAACUAAUAGUGUGGUAUCUGCUUUCAUGUCAGCUUUACAAUCACAUGAAGCUACUCAACUAAUGCCAGACAGUCAAGUCACUGGAUCAUCUUUUCUUCAGUCAUGCCCACGUAAUAUCUUUGUGAUUGGCAGUCCAUAUCCUGAUGUACCAGUUGGUGCUUUGGUAGGAUAUGAAGAUCACAUUACAUUGCAAACACUGCCAAAUGAAGGUGGACAGCUGUAUCUGCACAGUGAUCGUGUUACAUUCAAUAAACACUCAAAACAUUCGAGAGAAUGUGAGGUGACCCUUGUCAGUGACCUAAGCUAUUUCACUCACUGGUCAUUUCGUAAUCCUAAUCACAGUGAAAGACUAGAAACUGAGGGAGAGCCUGUACCAGCGAACAAACUUGUACUGAUCAAUCACUGUAAGACGAAUCAUAACUUGGCACUCAAUGCAGAGUAUCGUCACAAGACACCUUAUGGAUUGGAGUAUGAGAUAACUGCUUGUACAAAAUUUAACAAACACAAAGUUGAGGACACAAAUAAUCAAUUUAUGAUAGUCACAGGAGAGGAAAAGAUUAAAAUAGGAGAAGGAGAGACAGAAGAUACUUCUAAAAGCGAAUAAAACAAUUAAAUAAAAAUAUUAAAAAAUAUUGUUAUUGUAACUAUUUUUCCCGGAAAUAAGGACACUAAAAAGAGAAAAAACUUAUCGUUAACAGUGAUGUUUUUGUUAAUUUUAUGUUUGUGUAAUAUUUUACUGAAAAACUUA
Amphimedon queenslandica is the source of this 1017-nucleotide messenger RNA. Its product is annotated as cilia- and flagella-associated protein 161-like. Gene Ontology annotation, cellular component: motile cilium. The record is from RefSeq and is a predicted model, not a curated record. The coding region runs from base 40 to 873 and encodes 277 amino acids. Lineage: Eukaryota; Metazoa; Porifera; Demospongiae; Haplosclerida; Niphatidae. Gene Ontology annotation, biological process: cilium assembly. The transcript is spliced from 9 exons.